Molecule: messenger RNA, 1095 nt
Organism: Aspergillus homomorphus CBS 101889
Lineage: Eukaryota; Fungi; Ascomycota; Eurotiomycetes; Eurotiales; Aspergillaceae
Exons: 2
Coding region: 171-950 (259 amino acids)
Source: RefSeq, a predicted model, not a curated record
CAACCAUCUGACCUUUCCCUCUUUGCCUCUCGCGGCAUGUGCUACCCGUGACGUCAUGGCUCAUACUUUCCUCUCCCCGGCGACGACCUCGAAUCUGCUAGAUAGUAACUAGCAUCAUCAUCAUCAUCAUCACCUGUCAUACUUUAACUCAUGUUCCACCAGUAAACGACAUGCUGAACAAGCGCGUCAAAAGAAAAACCCGGACGUCACAGAAGCUUCCUUCUCCGCCUCGGUCCGAACAAGAUACCGUGGUCGCAGAUGACGCUCAUGGCGUGCAACACCCUGCGUCAGACGGGGAGAAGAUGACAGAACUUCAGAACGAAGAUUCUGUAUCAGUGACGUCGGACCUUGUGGACGAGGACGAGGAGUUCCUGGUAGCAGGCGCCGAUGAGCCGGCCUCGCAUAAGGCGGAAUACACCGGUGGGAGAACGGCAGGUUACAACGCGCUCAAAUCAUACAAUGGACAAGUGUAUUCCGGAAUGGCGGUUGGGGGCUCGCACACCUGGACAUAUGAUCAGGGAACGUGGAAGGAGACGAAGGAAGAGCCGGAUCUCUGGCGAAUCGAUUAUCAGACCAACAAGCGACGUGCGAAGAAAGCGCCGGAGGGAAGCGGUGCCCCGGUGGGGACGGAGUAUCACUGGUUGGUCGUAGGCCAUCAGCACGUCAAGAAAGUCGAUGCCAAUACCUACGAGACUCAUCUGACCGGGUCGAAGUAUAAGCUCGCGUACAAGUCUGCGUCCUCGAACUCGUGGUCGGUUCCGACCGUGAAGAAGCAGCGCGAGAGAGAAGUCGAGCUGCUGGAGGAUGCCAAACAUCGCGUCCAGGGACUGCCUCCGGUGCUGGCAUCAGAGAAAGUCAAGGUUGAGAAGCAUGAGAAGGGGCAGACGAAGCUCGACAGUAUGUUUGGUAAGGCGGGGACAAAGCGGAAGGCUGCCCAAGAUGUUGAUUAAGGAGAUGGAUAGGGGUUCUCAGUAUGUGAUCUACCAUUUGUGGCUGGUUUAUGGGGUAGAGACGCAAAUUGAUCACCAGCUCGAACUGUGCCGCCGUUUGCCUUUUACGCCCCCCGUGCAUUGUAGAUGAAGGCCUUAUUGAAUU